AUGUUCAGAGCUUCCGAUAUCUCACCUGUUGACUUGAGUGAUAUUGACGUUACCUUCGACUCUAUUCGAGGCUGUGAUGAAGCAAAGAAGGAACUUGAAGAAAUUGUCGAGUUUCUCAAAGACCCUGAAAAGUUUCAUUCUUUGGGAGGCCGCCUUCCAAGAGGUGCUCUUUUGGUCGGCCCCCCUGGGUGUGGAAAGACAAUGCUCGCAAAGGCCAUUGCAAAAGAAGCGGGGGUGAGUUUUUUCUACGCCACAGGAAGUGAAUUUGAUGAGAUGUUUGUUGGUGUUGGUUCACGUCGCGUCCGAGAUUUGUUUGGAGCCGCGAAAGCACACUCCCCAGCACUUAUUUUUAUUGAUGAAAUCGAUGCAUUAGGCGGUAAGCGAUCGCGAAGCGAUCACGCGUACUCACGCAUGACAUUGAACCAGCUUCUGGCAGAGAUGGACGGAUUUAGUUCGAAAGAAUCCGUUAUUGUUCUUGCAGCUACGAACACUCCAGACGCCUUGGAUAAAGCCCUAACCCGUCCUGGUCGUUUUGACACAACAGUAUCUGUGGAUCCUCCAGACAUGAAGGGACGCGCAGAAGUACUUCAAGUCUAUCUAGACAAGGUGAAAACGGAUUCUUCUGUUAAAGCACAGGAUAUCGCUCGAGGAACUACGGGUUUUACCGGAGCUGAACUAAGCAACUUGGUCAACAUUUCAGCAAUUCGAGCUGCGAUACUCAACAAAAAUGCCAUAACAAUGGAGGAUGUUGAAUAUGCAAGGGAUCGGGUUAUGAUGGGUGCGGAAAGCAAUAAGGUUGUCCCUGAGGAGGAGCGACGGGUGACAGCGUAUCAUGAAGGUGGCCAUGCUUUGGCAGCACUUCUUCUGGAAAGUGAGGGCGCAGAUCCUGUACAUAAGGCAACUAUCGUCCCUCGAGGCAAUGGCAUCAUGGGACUUGUGCAACAGUUGCCUAAGAAGGAUAAGUACAGCCAAAGUAAAAGGCAGUGUUUGGCUCGAUUGAAGGUUUGCCUUGCAGGUAGGGUAGGGGAAGAGAUCUUGCUAGGAGUGCGUGAUGUAACCACAGGAGCUAGCUCAGAUUUUCACCAGGCGACACAGAUGGCGCGUAAUAUGGUAAGACGCUUUGGCUUUAGCGAUGAACUGGGGUUUGUUGACUAUGAGUCUUUGGAUACACCAGAAGGUGCAUAUAUGUCGGACGAAACAAAACGAAGGAUAGAAAAGGAGGUUUCUUCACUUUUGCAAGAGUCGUAUAAGGAAAUCAGGGAGAUGCUACUCAGUCAUCGUCAGGAGCUUGAUUCCAUGGCGCAACACCUUCUACAACACGAAACUCUAUCAGGUGAUGAACUUAAAAAAAUUUUAAAUGGUGAGAUGCUACCGGCCAAGGUCAAGCAAGAGAACGUACAGCCCCCACCCCCGCAGAGACCACCAAAAGGUUCAGACGCAAUAAAAGGAGGACGCCGCCCCGUGACAAUAUCUUAG
Messenger RNA from Trypanosoma grayi, 1476 nucleotides. Its product is annotated as mitochondrial ATP-dependent zinc metallopeptidase. The coding region runs from base 1 to 1476 and encodes 491 amino acids. Gene Ontology annotation, cellular component: chloroplast thylakoid. Gene Ontology annotation, molecular function: ATP-dependent peptidase activity; metalloendopeptidase activity; ATP hydrolysis activity. Gene Ontology annotation, biological process: proteolysis. The record is from RefSeq and is a predicted model, not a curated record. The transcript has a single exon. NCBI's taxonomy places the organism in Eukaryota, Euglenozoa, Kinetoplastea, Trypanosomatida, Trypanosomatidae.